Poeciliopsis prolifica (blackstripe livebearer) is the source of this 1272-nucleotide messenger RNA. Its product is annotated as aquaporin-8-like. The transcript has 5 exons. NCBI's taxonomy places the organism in Eukaryota, Metazoa, Chordata, Actinopteri, Cyprinodontiformes, Poeciliidae. Gene Ontology annotation, molecular function: water channel activity. The record is from RefSeq and is a predicted model, not a curated record. The coding region runs from base 65 to 838 and encodes 257 amino acids. Gene Ontology annotation, cellular component: plasma membrane. Gene Ontology annotation, biological process: water transport; transmembrane transport.
GAAACAAACAGCCUGGCAGAAGUUUGCCUCAGUCAGCAUACUGCAGCAGGAGUGAAGGGACACCAUGGAGAAACUGGAGAUGGCGGCUGCAGACUCUUCCCUCCUGGACGAAGCCAAGCGGCCGAUGUCCAGGCCGCUCAGCAGGUACGAGCGGGUUUUCCAGCCCUGCCUGGCGGAGGUCCUGGGCACCAUGUUCUUUGUCUUCAUCGGCUGCGUGUCCGUCAUCGAGAACGCGCCUGCAGCGGGGCGGCUGCAGCCGGCUCUGGUGCACGGCCUGGCGGUGGCGGUGCUGGUGGCCGUCAUGGACAGAAUCAGCGGCUCCCAUUUCAACCCUCCCUUCACCGUGGCCAUCUGGCUGUGUGGCGGCAUGGAGCUGGCGAUGGUGGCGCCAUACCUGGUCAGCCAGCUGGUCGGAGGAGUCCUGGGAGCCGGCAUGGCUAAGCUGAUGACCAGCCCAGAACGCUUCAGCAACGCCAGCGGGGCGGCCUUUGACCUCCUGAGGUCAGAGAGCCAGCUGUACCGGGCGCUCUUCGGAGAGGCGGCCAUGACCUGCCUGGUGACCCUGGUGGUGCUGAUGGUGGCGGUCAACAGCCGGACCAAAACGCCCUUCGGCCCGUUUCUGGUGGGCAGCACCGUCAUGUUCAACAUCCUGGCAGGAGCUGAUAUUUCAGGAGCUUGCAUGAAUCCCAGCCGAGCGUUCGGUCCGGCCCUGAUCACCAACCACUGGACCUACCACUGGGUUUACUGGGUGGGGCCCAUUACAGGCGGGGCGCUGGCCGCCGCUCUGGUCAGGCUCAUCCUGGGAGAUCAGACGUUACGAAUCGUCUUCAAGUCAUAAUUUGUCUCUUUACUGUCGUGUAAACUUUAUCUCUGCAUAAUUUUGACUCAUAAUGUUUCAUGGAUGUUCUUGCCACUGUUGAAAUAAUAAAAACAGGUUAAUGUUUAUGGGAACAGUUUCUGUUUCCUGUGAAAAAUUAAAAUCAUAAAUAUGUUUAUUUAGGUGUUCAUGUUUCAAAGUCAUAUUUUCACUAUAUUAUUCCCACAUUUAUGAAUUUCAGAGUCACUAAUUACAUAUUUAAUUCAGAAAGUAAAUAUUUAAUUUCCAACCAAAUGCUUAUUCAAUAUUCAUUUUCUUAAUUUAAUAUUUAGCAGCUAAUAUUUAGUAACAUUUUUACAGCUUGAAGGUAAAUGAUGUUUAAAGCUGGAUGUUUGUCGUUUGUUGGUUUUGAGAGGAAAAGUGUCAAUAAAAGAAGCAGACAUGUUGGCAGCAAA